Messenger RNA from Sporisorium graminicola, 522 nucleotides. RefSeq lists its product as uncharacterized. The transcript has a single exon. Bases 1 to 522 code for a protein of 173 amino acids. NCBI's taxonomy places the organism in Eukaryota, Fungi, Basidiomycota, Ustilaginomycetes, Ustilaginales, Ustilaginaceae. The record is from RefSeq and is a predicted model, not a curated record.
AUGAGCACCAUCGCCCGCGCGUCCGCUUUCUGCUCUCCGCCAACGAGCUCCGACGAAUACGUGCUCGAUCCACGCAAAUCCAUGCCGGACUACCGUCGCGAGAUCUACGACCUGCUGCAGUAUCUCGACGAGGAGCAAGACAAGAUCGAGAAGCAGCUCGCGCGCUUUUCCUCGCCAGCCGCCAUCAACAAUGCCCGCAAACAUGCACCGCGGCGCGCCUCAAACUCUUCGCACCAGAGCAUGCGCGACUACGACGAUGUGGCCAGCUCGGAAUCGGAAGACGAAUCGGAGGACGACUUUGUAGUGGUCGAAGACAUCAAUGCAGCCAGCAGGAAGAAGCAGCUCCUGUCGCAGCUUCAGCAGCUUUGGAGGACGAGGGAUGCCCUGCGCAAGAGGGCGAAGCAGCUCAACAUCCGAAUCGAUAGCCUGGCUCACGGCAAAGGAUCGGGUCUCAUGCCUCUCGAAGAUGUUUCACAGGGCGACGUCGACUUUGACGCUCACGAUGACAACGUCGAGGUCUGA